AUGGCUCAGUACGAUGUCGCCGUGGUAGGUCUAGGAGCCCUGGGUAGCGCAGCAGCAUACUACGCGGCUAAGAAGGGCGCGAAAGUGAUUGGCUUUGAACAAUUCGAGUUGGGACACGUUCGGGGCGCAUCCCACGACACAUCUCGGAUCGUCAGAACAUCAUACGAUCAAUCACAGUAUGUUGCACUCGCCAAGUCCGCGUACAAGGACUGGGCCCAUCUAGAAGACGCGUCGAAGCAGAAGCUACUAACCAUCACCGGCGGCGUGGUUGUAAUCCCUAAGGAUGACAUGCCCAACACGCCCACCGCGACCGAGUGGGCGAAUUGCAUGAAGGCCAACGAUCUGCCGUAUGAACUCCUCACGGCAGGUGAGUCCAACAAACGGUGGCCCCAAUUCAACUUGAAAGACGACUACCAAGUAGUGUACACCCCAGACACCGGCAUCGCACACGCCGCGAAGUCAGUCAUGACGAUGCAAUUCCUCGCCCGUUUCAACGGGGCCGAGCUGAAGGAACACACCAAGGUGGAACGCGUGACGCCGCGAGGGUCGGCUGGGCCCGGCGUGACCAUCGAAACAUCAAAAGGUACAUACACAGCGAAGAAGAUCAUCCUCGCCGCCGACGCGUGGAUCAACGAGCUCCUCUCCCCACUGGGCCUCCACAUCCCGCUAGAAGUCAUGCAAGAGCAAGUCACGUAUUUCAAGCCCAGCGACCCCACGAAAUACUCACCGGAGCGCUUCCCCGUCUGGAUCCUCGGCACCCCUGAACAAUGGUACUACGGGUUCCCGACCUUCGGCGAGCCGACCAUCAAGUGCGCGCACGACACGGCCAAGAACCACAUGACGCCCGCGGAGCGCACGUUCGAGCCCUCGCCCAAACUGCUCGAGCAGCUGACCUCCGCCAUGCAGGACUUCAUCCCCGACUCCGGUCGCAAGGUCAUGCGCACCGUCACUUGUCAGUACGCCAUCACGCCGGAUCGCCAGUUCAUCAUCACGCCCCUGGAUCGGUAUCAGGAUAUCAUCGUCACGCAGGGCGCCGCUCACGCGUUCAAGUUCGCCCCUGCCAUUGGCCGCGUGGCUGCCGAGCUGGCCAUUGACGGCCAGACGACGGAUGAUAUUUCAAAGUUUGGUUUCCCGGCCUCGGUGGACACGCCGUUGAAGGCGAAAAUCUAG
Exophiala bonariae is the source of this 1170-nucleotide messenger RNA. RefSeq lists its product as uncharacterized. The record is from RefSeq and is a predicted model, not a curated record. The coding region runs from base 1 to 1170 and encodes 389 amino acids. Lineage: Eukaryota; Fungi; Ascomycota; Eurotiomycetes; Chaetothyriales; Herpotrichiellaceae. Gene Ontology annotation, molecular function: sarcosine oxidase activity; flavin adenine dinucleotide binding. The transcript has a single exon.